GCGGAUGCUCGACUCGCGCACGCCUCAUCUCCCAAGCUCGCCGCCCGCUCUCCUCCGCACACACACGCACGCACGCAUGCCGUAAAGCGCGGCCACCGCCGCGGUGCCCGCGCAAUGUCGCGUCCCUUUUCGGCGAAGGAGAAAUUUGCUUGUCAACUGUGGACUUGGAAUAACGACACGAAGACGUCUUCCCGCGACGCCGAAUAGUCUCCUCGGUGAUGUGAAUGGAUGCCACUGGCGGUGGAACUACUGACGACGGGCCCUGUGGUUCUUGAAGAAAGCAGCUAGACUCCGCUUAUAGGUGCAGUCGAGGCAAUGGAGGUCCCUGUACUUUCUAAAGGUCACAAAGUGCUGAGCGCCGAGUACUGCUACGGCUACACGGACAAGUUCGGCAAAUGGAACAACGGGUUCCAGUGCCCGGCGCAGAGCAGCGGCGAGCCCGUCUACUGCUGUGGGACAGCCACCGAGCCAUACUGUUGCCGAAAGAAGGAGGACGAGCCACCGGCACCGGCGCACGACCAGACGCUUCUUCUGGGCGUGGCCCUGGGCACGCUGCUGGUGGUGGCGCUACUAGCCCUGGGCGCCUGCCUGCUAUGCCGCCGCCGGAUGGCGCACAAGAACAGGCACCAGACCAUCAACGGAGGCCCCAUCUACAGGAUGCACUGCGGCAGCUCCAGUGCGAACACCUACUCCUUCUCGGGCCAUGACAGCGGUGCAACUACCCCUGGCACCAUGCCUUCCGGCGGCGGCGGCGUCACAGGAGGUGGUGGUGCACCCGUUGCCCCUGGAAACUGCCACCAGCACACGGCAUCCGAUCGCGGCGCCCUACCGGAGCCGUUCAGCGAAAUGGAGCCGCCCCCGCCGCCUCCGCGCGACAUCUCGAGCUUCAGCGGACUCCUCACACCAUGUCCCGCAGGUGGGCUUCACUACAAUGGCCCGAUGCCGCACAUGGAGCCACCGCCUCCGUACCAAGUGGAGAGCCCUCAUUCGACGCUGCUAGUGCGGACCAUACCCAGCGACGCAUCUAACUGUAGCCAACAGAGCUUCGGCACGUUGCGCAUCUCGCAGCAACGACCGGCGCAGCGGUUUCAGCAAUUGCCUCGGCUACAGCAGCAGCAGGCCGCCGCUGGCCGCGAUCCCGCAUACUGGUGCACCAAGUUCUGACUCGACAUGGACUAGAACUUGGUGCCGACCACAAACCGAGAUUGUGCAUGUCCCAUCAUGCUGCAAUGGCUGUAGUUACACUCCGCAGCCAGAGGAAGGUGCAGAAUGCGGCUUGAAGUGUCUGAAGUGCACCCGAGUGCAGUGCCAUCUGCCGGGUAAUUCCUGAAACUCAUCCGAGUAGCGGCCCCUUGGCCAAGCUGAUGGGAAGACGACGUGCGCGCCUCCUGGGUGUUUUUUUUUUUUUUUUGUUCCCCUACUGACGCUGAUGGUCAACAAUGGAAUUGCCCGAGUUAAUGUAUCAUCUGUUAUAUGGACAACGAAGGACGUGUCGUGCGAUACGAGCAUAAAGACUUGACCUCGACGACGAUGACUACGCCUCCUGAAGCGAACGAACAGUGUGCCACUGCCACUUAGUGAGGGAGACCUGGGGAUAGUCGUGCACAGAUAUAAUUGUUACAGAACUGUUACAGAAGUUUGUUCUAAAAGACAGCUUCAUUUAGCAUUACACUGAGUUGCCGAGAAAGAACUUUCAAUACUGCGUAUUGCUCGUGGCAUGCCAAAGUGCACAAGUUAUGAAGCGUGCUUUCUGGUAAGACGAACAUAGUCAAUGUCAUGAGUGCUCACAAUAGUAUGGUCAUUUUAUAUAGUACAUCAGCUGAAUCCACUUACGCUGCAUAUCAGAGAGAUAACAUAGAUUCACCUAUGUCACAUUAAAGAGUGUCUGUAUCCACAGACCUUGUUGCCACUUAAAGAGCAUGCAUACUAAUCAAUCGUGAACAUAAAGACUGCAGAAAAAAAUGAGCUUGUUAGGAUCAGCAAAAAUUUUUUGCUGGUGCAAGUUUUCUCAAAAGAAGAUGCAAGCCCGUUUCACUCAAGCAUUAAAAUCAACAACCUACGAUGUGAAGGUGAUAUAGCUAUUAAUGGUGCCUGCAGAAGCAAGUUUCCCUAACGCACAACUUGGCUUUUCAUAAGCAAGAACUCUGUACAACCAUGGUCAUGGCAAACACCAUGAUGUGAACUGUGCUGCAUUGCAAUCUGCAUUACAAGCUACAAUUUCUUCACAAUUUAUUAGUCAGUGAACACUUCAUUAAACAUACUUCAACAAGAAAAAAUGCACUAAAUCGUCUGGUUUUUCAUAACACAGCAGCCAUUAAGACUCCCAAGAAGAUUCAGUACAUGUGUCACAC
Dermacentor silvarum is the source of this 2351-nucleotide messenger RNA. Its product is annotated as protein shisa-4. NCBI's taxonomy places the organism in Eukaryota, Metazoa, Arthropoda, Arachnida, Ixodida, Ixodidae. The record is from RefSeq and is a predicted model, not a curated record. The transcript has 7 exons. The coding region runs from base 316 to 1164 and encodes 282 amino acids.